UAGGAAAGUUAUCCUGAGAAUAUUGUUGAUUUGUACUCGUGACAUGUGCAAUGACAAUAAAGUCGAAUUCUAAUCUUUUCCGUCUCUUAAGUAGACAUACUGCUGUUGUGGGAUUCAAUGACUGUGCAUGAAGUUCAGGACAGAAUGCAGGAGGUGCUCCAAAAAGUCUGGAUUCGUGACAUUUAUUGCUAUAUGCAAUGAAAAAUAGUGAUGUAUAAAUCCAAUGUCACCAAAACCAUAACUUUGAAGAGGUGGUAUUGUGGGUGUCUGCUUCUCAUGAAGCUCAUUGCAAUAGUUCAGAGGUAUAUGAAACUUCACCCCUUGCUGCAGUUGAUAUGCAUUAUCAGGUGAUUUUCAAACAAAUGGUUUGAUGGGUCCUCAUAAUAACUCAGACACAAAGGCUGACGUCGUAAUAAGUCCUUCACUUUGUUCCGGCCCAUUUUUGUUUGUUGUCAUGUAGUUGUGUGAUUUGUACAAGUGGAUGACUUUGCAUCAAUACGUAAUACAUUACUUACAGGAAAUACAAUAGAAUUUCUCAUUGAUACUGUGCAUCAAAAGCAGGAAAAUACAUCCGACCUGAGCAGUCACACAGUAACACAAAACAUCUAUUUCAAACCAAAUCACUCUUACAAACUAGUGAUAAGUCCUUAAAGGGCUUUCUUUCACUGUGAAGAAAAUCAAAUAUCCUUUUUUUUUGUAUUGCAAUGCACUGUCAUUUUGCUCACUCCUUUUCCUGUGCAGCAAAGUCUCAUUGGCAGCUAGAUGAGCUGUGAGGGAGGAGAUAUAUUACAAGGUGAAUAGAUAAAGCUCCGAACAGUUAGAGCUCAACUCAGACUCAACUCAGACUGAGACUCCUGCAAAAUGGAUAUUGAUUCAGUUGUGAAGCAUGUCCAAACAUUCUCACUGGUCGUCUACUGCCUGAUUAUUCUGGUGGGGACGGUGGGUAAUGGUCUGGUAAUCUAUGUGACCGGCUUCAAGAUGAAGAAAACAGUCAACACUGUGUGGUUUCUCAACUUGGCUCUGGCCGACUUCCUCUUUACAGCGUUCCUGGUGUUUUCAGCAGUCUCUCUCUCUCAGCAGCACCACUGGCCCUUUGGAGAAUUUAUGUGCAAACUCAACAACUUUGUGAGCUUGGUCAACAUGUUUGCCAGCGUCUUUUUUCUGGCAGUCAUCAGUUUGGAUCGUUGCUUGUCCAUCUGGGUGGUGGUGUGGGCACAAAACAAGCGCACCGUCCUUAAGGCUCAAAUUAUCAGCGCGGCAAUCUGGUUGGCUGCAGGGAUUUGCAGCACACCUUACGCCUUUUUUCGCAUUACGUUAGUCCAUGGUAAUAAGACAUACUGCACUUAUCCUCACGAAGAAGAAAAAAAACGGAUUCUGAAUAUUUUCCGUUUCCUUAUGGGUUUUCUCAUUCCAUUCCUGGUAAUACUUUUCACCUCUGUUGCUAUAAUCAUCCGUUCCAAUCAUCUGCAGCGGGCAAGAAAACGGAGAUUUCAUCGCAUCCUUUUCUCUAUUAUUUUUGCAUUCUUCAUCUGCUGGUUGCCCUUUCAUGUUUUGAAUUUUAUAGAAGUCAAUGACCAGCAUCUCUACAACAUUGUUUUAAUUGGAAGUACUCUAAGUGUCAGUCUUGCCUUCAUGAACAGCUGCCUGAAUCCCAUCCUCUAUGUUUUCAUGUGUAACGAGUUCCAGCAGAAGCUCAAAAAGUCCCUGUGUUUUGUCCUAGAAAGCGCUCUGGCAGAGGACCAUUUGUCUUUUGCAUCAUCUCGCUCAUUGUCAUCUCACUUCUCACGGAUUUCUCGAAAGUCGGAUUCUGCAGCCCCAGAACAUAAGCACGUGGAUACGUUGAUUUUCAGAGAGUAGAGUGGCCUAGAGUAAAGGAAAGGCAAUGAAACAAAAUCAAAUGUUCAAACUCUCGUUGAAAUGGCAAGAAAAAUAAAACAUGUCCAAGAUAUUGCUUGACAUACAUUUGUGGAUUGAUAGAGACAAUGACGUGCACCUGUGGAGUGAAAUAAGAAGAAUAUUUGCUGUUUUAUUUUUCUUUAAAUGAUUUGUCUUUAUUUUUUUAAACAAUUCCAAUCACCAAUCCUUAUACCAGGGGUGCCCAAAGUCGGUCCUCGAGGGCCGGCAUCCUGCAUGUUUCAGUUCUCUCCCUGGU
Messenger RNA from Poecilia latipinna (sailfin molly), 2152 nucleotides. RefSeq names its product C3a anaphylatoxin chemotactic receptor-like. Lineage: Eukaryota; Metazoa; Chordata; Actinopteri; Cyprinodontiformes; Poeciliidae. The transcript has 2 exons. The record is from RefSeq and is a predicted model, not a curated record. Gene Ontology annotation, molecular function: G protein-coupled receptor activity; complement receptor activity. Gene Ontology annotation, cellular component: plasma membrane. The coding region runs from base 862 to 1857 and encodes 331 amino acids. Gene Ontology annotation, biological process: phospholipase C-activating G protein-coupled receptor signaling pathway; inflammatory response; positive regulation of cytosolic calcium ion concentration.